Molecule: messenger RNA, 2098 nt
Organism: Bombina bombina (fire-bellied toad)
Lineage: Eukaryota; Metazoa; Chordata; Amphibia; Anura; Bombinatoridae
Product: retinol dehydrogenase 7-like
Exons: 5
Coding region: 94-1053 (319 amino acids)
Source: RefSeq, a predicted model, not a curated record
CUUAUACAGCAGUGCAGCUGAGCUGACAGCCACGCUUGCCACUGAUACUUUUUGUUAAAAGUCUAUUACAGAAAAAACACUGCUGCUUCAGCCAUGUGGCUUCCUUUACUGUUACUGCUGAUUGCUCUGAUCCUGGUGUACAGAUGGUACAGACAAAGUCAGAUACUAGAGAAUCUCUCAGAUAAAUAUGUGCUGAUCACAGGAUGUGACUCUGGCUUCGGGAACUUAGCAGCAAAACAGCUGGAUCGCCAUGGUCUGAGGGUGCUAGCAGCUUGUCUGACUGAGAAAGGUGCUGAGGAACUGAAGAAGGAGACAUCCAGCAGACUGCAGACUGUGAUCCUCGAUGUUACUGACAGUCAGAGUGUAAAGUCUGCUGCAGAUUGGGUCUCUAGUAUUGUUGGAAAUGCAGGACUCUGGGGCUUAGUAAAUAAUGCUGCAUUUGGCCAUGCAUUUGCACCAAAUGAAUGGCAAAGAAAAGAGGAUUUUGCUAAAGUGCUGAAUGUGAACCUGCUUGGUUUGGUGGAUGUGACGCUGAAUCUGCUGCCACUCAUCAGAAAAGCCUGUGGGCGCAUUGUUAAUGUUUCUAGUCUUGCAGGAAGACUGUCAAACAUUGGUGGAGGAUAUGCUCUUUCUAAGUAUGGAGUGGAGGCUUUCUCAGACAGCUUGAGAAGAGAGUUGCGGGACUUUGGGGUUAAAGUGUCCAUCAUAGAGCCAGGGACUUUCAAUACUCCAUUGGUUGUCUAUGAGCCUCAUUUUAAGAAUUUGGAGAGGUUGUGGAACAAUCUCCCUGCUGAGAAGAAGAAAAGCUAUGGAGAGCAGUAUUACCAGCAAUAUGCCAAGGGCCUACAACAAGUACUUGGAUCUGGAAGUCCUAAAUUACACAUGGUUACGGACUGCAUGGAACACGCCCUGACUGCUGUUUAUCCAUGGACACGAUACUCCCCUGGAUGGGACUGCAAGCUAUACUUUAUUCCCCUCUCAUACUUACCUACUGUAGUAUCUGAUUAUGUGCUCUCUGCCAAUGGACCCAAAGUAGCUUACAAGGCAGAAUAACCUUACACAAUAAGGGGACGAUUUAUUAAUGUCUGGCAGACAUGGUACGCUGUAGCACAUCAUGUCCGCCAGACAUCGCUGAAUGACGAUAGCAUACGCUGUUGGCAUUUAACAUUGCACAAGCAGUUCUGGUGAAUUGCUUGUGCAAUGCAGCCCCCUGAAGAUUCGCAGCCAAUCGGCCAUUAGCAGGGGGGUGUCAAUCAACCUGACCGUAUGCGAUUGGGUGGAUUGAUGUCCGCAGCCUCCGAGGCGACGGACGACUUAAGGAACAGCAGUCUUAAGAACGCUGCUUCUUAACUCCUGUUUACAGCUAGCCUUUAGGCUCUUGCGGAAACAGGGGUAUUUGGCCCCAUUUGGGGCAUGAUAAAUCGGCCCCUAUGACACUACAUAUUAAAAAUAUUUUUUUCUCAACAUUUUUAAAAUGAUCAAAAUAUCAACCUAUUUCACUAAAAAACAAACAAACAAAAAACUUUGAUAUAAUUAAUUAAUGAUUAAGGGCUAGAUUACAAGUGGAGCACUAAUUUAUUGUGCGCCUGUAAAAGGGAAAAUUUGGCUGAAAUGUAAUAUGAAUUUAAAUGAGAUUUAACAAUUCAAAUUUGUACUGUAAAUUCCAAUAUUUCAUUAAUUUGUUUCAUGUAAUUUUUAAAUUACAGUUUCCCUAUUGUAAUGAAUGCAUCUCCUUCAAAUACAUAAAUUAAGAAAACAUCCCUUUGCACCACACUGUUCUGAAGGUAAAAACUGCCUUCAGAAAAUGUUAACAGGAGCCUCCUGGCGAGAUUUCUUACAGAAAUUUUAGAUAAUCCCUUGUUUAACUUUAUUAAAAUGAAGACUUUACUUAAAUUAGGGCUAGAUUACAAGUUGUGUACUAUUGUUAGCACAAGUUGCGAUAAUAAUAUCGUGACCAACAUAAAUACAUAUAAAUAAACUGUUACAAUCAUAUAUACACUAUCUGAUAAAAAAAUAUGCAUAUAAAUAUUCAUGAAAUUUAUUUUAUAUGGUAUUUUAUUUUUUAUUUUAUAUGGUUUGUGACAAGGUGUUUGAAAUG